This is a messenger RNA of Melozone crissalis (California towhee), 2201 nucleotides long. It is a transcript of the gene PXK, whose product is annotated as PX domain containing serine/threonine kinase like. The record is from RefSeq and is a predicted model, not a curated record. The transcript is spliced from 18 exons. Gene Ontology annotation, cellular component: early endosome; extrinsic component of endosome membrane; late endosome. NCBI's taxonomy places the organism in Eukaryota, Metazoa, Chordata, Aves, Passeriformes, Passerellidae. Gene Ontology annotation, biological process: protein phosphorylation; protein targeting to lysosome; early endosome to late endosome transport. Bases 91 to 1635 code for a protein of 514 amino acids. Gene Ontology annotation, molecular function: protein kinase activity; ATP binding; actin binding.
GCGGCGCUGCCGUGUUGACAGCGGCGGCCGCGCCGGGAGCUGCCCCGGGAAGCGAGUUGGCGGCGCCGGUUCUCCGCUCCCAGCUCCGCUAUGGCCUUCAUGGAGAAGCCGCCGGCCGGCAAGGUGCUGCUGGACGACACGGUGCCGCUGACAGCGCAGAUCGAGGCGAGCCAGAGCCUGCACUCGCACACGGAAUACAUAAUCCGUGUCCAGAGAGGAGUUUCAACAGAAAACAGCUGGCAGAUUGUGAGGCGAUAUAGUGACUUUGACUUGUUGAAUAAUAGCCUGCAGAUCUCAACUCUAAGUCUACCUCUUCCUCCAAAAAAGUUGAUUGGAAAUAUGGAGCGUGAAUUCAUUGCUGAAAGACAGAAGGGCCUCCAGGUCUACCUGGAUGUAAUUACCACCCAUCACAUACUGUCCAACUGUGAACUGGUAAAGAAAUUCUUGGACCCAAACAGCUAUUCUGUAAAUUACACUGAAAUUGCCUUACAGCAUGUUUCAAUGUUCUUCCGAUCAGAGCCAAAGUGGGAAGUAGUUGAACCAUUAAAAGAUAUAGGUUGGCGAAUACGUAAGAAAUAUUUCCUAAUGAAAAUUAAGAAUCAACCAAAGGAACGGCUAGUGUUAAGCUGGGCUGAUCUUGGCCCUGAUAAAUACUUGUCUGACAGAGACUUACAGUAUGCUGUGAAACUUCUUUCUUCCUGUUCUCAUCCCUAUAUUUACAAAAUCACUUUUGCCACUGCCAACGAAUCUUCAGCGCUGGUUAUUAGACCAUUCAGUGAAAAAGGGACACUAAAGGACCUUAUUUAUAAGGCAAAGCCAAAAGACCCAUUCCUGAAGAAGUAUUGCAAUCCUAAAAAAAUUCAAGGUCUUGAACUUCAGCAAAUAAAAACAUAUGGAAGGCAAAUAUUAGAGGUAUUAAAAUUCCUCCAUGAGAAAGGAUUUCCUUAUGGCCAUCUUCACUCUGCCAAUGUGAUGCUGGAUGGGGAUACCUGCAAGUUACUGGAUCUAGAAAAUUCCUUGUUGGGACUCCCAUCGUUUUAUCGAUCGUACUUUUCCCAGUUUCGGAAAAUUAAUACUUUAGAGGGUGUUGAUGUUCAUUGCUUUGGACACUUACUGUAUGAAAUGACCUAUGGAAGACCUCCAGACACCAUUCCAGUGGAGAGCUUCCCUCCUGCUCCAUCAGUGUUUGUUGUGUCAGUGUUGGAGUCCAUUCUGACUUGUGAAGCUCUGAAGAAUGGGAUGCCAACUGUCUCACGGCUCUUACAGAUGCCAUUAUUCAGUGAUGUCCUGCUAACAAACUCUGAGAAACCACAGUUCAAGAUUCCUACUAAGCUAAAAGAAGCAUUGAAAAUCUCCAAGGAAUGCAUAGAAAAGCGAUUAACAGAGGAACAGAAAUUGAUUCACCAGCACAGAAGGCUGACAAGAGCUCAAUCUCAUCAUGGCUCUGAAGAGGAAAAAAAGAAAAGGAAGAUCUUGGCACGAAAAAAGUCAAAACGUUCUGCCAAUGAAAGUGGGGAAGAACACUCAGCCAAAUACAGCAACUCAAAUAACUCAGCAGGCUCUGGGGCCAGUUCUCCUUUAACAUCUCCAUCAUCCCCCACUCCGCCCUCCACAGCAGAGCAUGCAUCAUUUUGAACGUGAAUUUUCGGAAAAGUAAGCUAAUGCUGAUUUAUCUCUUUAAAGAUGCUCUGUUUCUGAAUGGGAAAGUUGGAUGCAAAUCUUGAAGUUGCUUAGUAUUGGGAGGGAAUAGAAGAAAAAAAAUCUGAAUGUUCUUACAGAUUAUUUUAAUGAAAUACAGCAUCUUUAAAAACUAUCACUAAAAUUAUUUUCUUUGUUCACAUCCCAUUCUCAGCCAAGUUUUUAAUGCUGUUUGCACAAUUGCUGUCACUUUAAAUUCAUAAUUAAGUUUUUGUUUCAAUUCAGGCAUCAAGUUUACAGCAUCUGAUUUACUUCCUAUUCCUUUUAACACACUCUUUUAACAAAAAUGUCCCUGUAAAAACCCUUGGUAAGUUCUUGUUUGAGUGUUUUAUUCUUAUAACUGCAUGAAUGAAUAAAAUGUGUGUUUGCAGGCAAUAUCCUUCAAUGGAUGUAGUGGAAGGGCCUGGUGAUAGCUAAGCACUUGUUUCAAAUGUUUUUUCUAGUAAAUACAGGAAAAGAUUUCACUGUAGGGCAGAACAAUUUCCUCUGUAGAUGUAAAUGUG